UCUCUGGUCAUCCACCCUCUGCUUGCUGUGGACUUUUGGAGGGAGAGUGAGGAGAGAGGCGGACGUUUAUUUUUAAAUUUGCUUCAUUUUUUGUUCUUUUUCGGGGUCUCCUUCGGAGGUGUGAUUCAGAAGCAUGUCUGAGAGUAUAGUGCGAAAGGUCCAGCCCUUCACCAUCGGGACCAAGCUGUCCAUCCCAGCUGUAGCCAAAUGUCCAGAAUUCACUGAUCCCUUUUUGCCGAGCCAGCCGCUGGAUAACCGGAAGCUGCCCCGCAACCUGAACGACCGGGUAUCUCUGUUUCUGGGCCAGGCUCGGGCGCAGGGGGGCCACGCAGAGAGCCGCUUCUCGCCUGUGGCAGCCAGGGUGGCGCAGGUGGAGCGGCAGCGGGAAGAGCCGACCGAGGAGGACGACGUCAACAGGAACGCCGUUUCUCCCACGGUUGCUUCCAGAUCCAUCCGAAAGAUCACCAUCUCGGGAAGUGGGGAGACUUCUGGGGAUGUGGCCAAACUGCCAGGGGCGCGGGCGUCCCCAGAGCUGGAAAAAAUCAACAACAACAACAACAACAACAACAUCGGCGUCAAGGGCAUCCCCAGGAUUAUAGGGGUGACCUGUGAAAACAAACCUCAUUCUCACUUCAAGGUUUUACUCAGGAAAGACGCUAAAGAUGAGCAACAGAGUCCGACAAGCCAAGGGGGGAUUGGAUUACAGCCCUCUGGGGAUAAAGCCAAUAAGGCCCCCGUGCCCAGGUCAGCAUCACCCAGGAGAUGCCCACCGAAGAGGGAGAGUCCGACCUCCAGAAACACGGCCGUCCUCUCCGGCGUCAAGCCUGUCGCCGCCCAGACUGACUGCAGCUUCACCAAGCGCAACGCCCUCUUCAACAAAGAAGUCCUGCAGGCAGAGGAGUGGAUCAAGGCCAAGCUGAGGGACCUGAAAGAUGGCUGCAGUGUACAAAGGUGUCCGUUGCAGGACUGGGAGCAGGUGUCCCAGACCCUCCAGAGGGAUCUCAAGGACUUUGAGAACAACCUCAUCCAGCUGAACCAGAUGGGGGAGCAGCUGGUCUGCUGGGCGAACCCCACCUCGGAGCUGGUGAAGAAGCAGCUCGCCCAGCUACGGGAGCAGUGGCAGGCGCUGAAGCAGAUGGCCGCCGGCCAGGCCAGGGCGCUGGGCGGGGCACGCAGCCUGCAGGAGUUCAACCAGAAGGUGGACCGACUGGAGGUCUGGAUAAAGGAAAAGCAGGAAGAGGAGCAGUCGCUGGUGAAAGGCCUGGGGGAGAAUAUCGACAAAAUGCAGCUGACGAGAAGAAUCCUGGAUUUGAAACAGGAUGAGCCACAUUACAGGGCUCUGCAUGAGGAGAUCAAUCACUUGGCGUUAAAACUGGAGAAGCAAAGCAAGACGGAGAGUAAGAACAUCUCUGUCAGGAGGAAGCAUAUCAAUAAAAUGUGGCUGAAGGUUCAGACUCUUCUUAAAGACUACCAUGAAAGUCUGCAGCUUGCCUUGGAGGUGUCUUCCUUCUACCAACAGGCGGACAGCAUCCUCUGUGCCAUUAGCGAUAAGGGUAAGAGCAUUUGUGCCCCCGAUGACUGUGGGAGCAGUGGAGACCGAGAGAUCAGGGAUAUUGCCAGUCAAAUCAUGAUGCUGGACGUGACCGUUUCUCAGUUGUCAAACCUCCACCCAGCCCUGGCGAGCAGGGUGGUGCAGAAGCAGAGUGAAGUGAGGGACGCCUGGGCUGUCCUCCAGAAGGCCAUCAGGAAAGAGAAGCCGAUCCCUCCCUCACCCGGCUCCGAUUUCACCAGGGAAGAUGGUGACCCCGCGACCCCAACCGGCGAGUCCCAGGGCAGCGUGGGAACGGAGACGCUCAGGAUUAUGGGAAAGGAGGUCAAAGAAGAGCAGAACCGACUCAAAGGAUGUGUGGGUGCGAGAGACGUUGGAAGUGGAGAAAUGCCGGUAGACAGCCAAGAAGCGGAGGCAUUUCCGAGGAGCUGCGCCACUCAAGUGCCAGGAAGUGGCUCCGGUCACGCAGAUGAUGUCAUCAGGAAGAGCCAAGCAGAAGGGGAAAGAGCAGUGCCAAAGGAGACCAAGCCCGGAGUGGCAGCUGCACGUGGCCAAUCACAGCUGUAUACUCAGCUUCAGAAGUUCACCGUGUCUGCAGAUAAGACUCUCACUUGGCUGAAAAACAACGUCGCCAUGGCGACCCACAUCUGCUGUACCGCCAACCUGGAUGGGUUCGAGGCUGCGAAGAGGUGCCAGGCCGCCCUUGAAGAGGAGAUCCUGUCCAACGGGGCUAGAAUUGAGGUGGUCAAAAAGGAGGGUCGGAGUCUGGUUCGAGCCCAGCAUCCCGGGAGUGCCAAGAUCGAGGAGUUCCUGGGCCAGCUGGAGGCGCUGUGGGAGGAGCUAAAGAGGAGGCACCAGAGGAACGUGGUAGUGCUGCAAGAGUCAGAGAAGCUCAACCUGAAGGCCAUGAACGUCCUGAAGGACCUGAACACCCUGGAGACUUGGCUGCAGUCGGUGGAGUGCUCCAUCCGGCAGUCCUCACUCGCUGGAGACCCCGAAUCCAUGAGCGCGGCCGAGCGGGAGAGCUGUCUGCUGGAGAGGGAGGUGUCAUCCCGGGGCCUGGAGCUGUGUGUGCUGCGGCAGGAAGUGGACAAGCUGCGCUGCCGCCGUCACGCCCACGCUGAGCGGCUCCCGGCACGCAUGGCCGAGGUGGAGGAGAAGUACCGCAGCGUGCACAGCGCCCUAACACAGCAGAGUGCCGAGCUGCAGGACACACGCAUGCUCACAGAGUUCCUGGAGCGUGUGGAACUGGAGGAGGGCCAGGCGCUGCAUGGAAGCCAUGGCGACAACCCAGGCCAGCCUCUCCAGCCUGACCUGGAGGAGCGGCCUUCCCUCACAGGCCCGGCUGGCGUCCCUCUUAUGGAGGACAUCGGUGACCCCGUGGAGGAGCUCCGGGAGGCCGUGGUGAUGCUCAAUGACACAGCGAGGGAGAGGGGCCGCUCAUUGUCUCAGGACCAGGGAAUUCAGGAGCUGCUGUCCCGGUACUCCUCCCUGGGCGUGCGGAUCCAGCAAGGCCUGUCGCGGAGCGAGGAGCUCAGCGGCAUCGUCCAGGAGGCCGAGACGGACAUGGCCGUCAAGUGCGAGCCGCACCGCUGUGGCCUGCACAGGCUGCGGGAGCAGCAAGAUGAGCUGGAGGUCGACUACGAGGUGCUCAGAGAGGACGUGGAAGAGGCGCGGCGGUCAGCAGCUUGGCUCCAGGUGCUCUGCCCGGACAGGAUGCAUGCGCUGGACGGCGAGGCCCGAGCCACACUGCAGGCCUGGGAGAAGCUGGGUACGGCCAUGGCGGAGAACCGGGCACGGCUGCAGAACUUCGCACGGCUGCAGGAUUUCUUCCAGAACUACCUGGCCAUGAUCUCAUGGACAGAGGACACCCGGGCACGUAUCUUUGACAACGUCGGGCAUCGUGGGAGUGCGAGCCAGGAGCCGACCGUCACAGAACUGGACUUGAUGAUCGAGCAGAAGUUUGAGGAAUUCGAUGUCCUGGCUGCAGCUGGGCAGGAGCUCAUCGAUGAAGAGCAUCACCUUACCAAUAUGAUCAGAGAGAGGACAGAGGAACUGCAGAGCAUGCUGGGAUGGAUCCUGGUGCGCUGGAGAGCACAGAAGCACCAGUGGCAUCUUGGGAAACCAAAGUUGGAGCCUAAGGAAGAUGUGAUUUACUCAGAGGCCACAGUUUGUACUCCAGCUCAACAGAGCGUGUCUCCGCAUUGCGGGACCCAGCAGACUGCCAAGGUGGCUGCCGCCGGAGACACAAGUGGCCGGCGUGAAGGAUGCGGCUGGGAGCAGUCAGAGAGUGGAUACGAGGUUAUGGGCAGCAUCAGUCCCAACGAGAAAGGAAGCGGUGCAGGCUCCCCCGCUGAGACCCAUCAAGAUCCAAUGGCCAUCGAGACAUCUAGGUCACCCUUCCUUGUCAUGAAAGAGCCAAGCGCCCCUGCACUGGGAGGCACAGUCAACCUCAUCCUCAGUUUCAGUAAAAUGGGGGACAGCCAGCUGCAGGUGCAGGAAGCCAUGGAAGAGGCAGAGGUCACUGAGCCGGUUCAUAGGCCUGCUGAGUCUCCCUCCUCUGCCUGUAAAAACUUUUGGAGCCGUUGCCAGGGCCUUUUGGGAAAUACGUUCGGUAGUUUAAAGCGAAAGAGAAAGAUUUACCGGCAGAGUGCAGACGAGGUGAGUACCUACUUGCAUGUUAAGGACAACAAAGCCGCCUCUUCUGAGUACGAGAACAUUACUCUGCCCCGCAGUGCCACUAAGGUUAAGGUGCCAAUGGCUUCCUCAUCCUCCUCGGGCUCCUCUUCCUCUCUGCUUAAGAGCAGCCCCAGCUCCGUCAUCGACAGCCUGAAGAGGAGGAGCAAGAAGCGGAAGAGGAAGGGCGAGGAGAGGAGGCACACCAUCCAGAGGGUAAUGGGGGAGGAGCUGGCAAAAUCUGUGCCCCCCUCUUUGGUCCAGCAAGUUAUACACAGCACAAACACUUGGCCUCUAAAGGAGAGGAAGAAGGUCUCAAAAGAAGUAGCCUCCUCAAGUGGCACGGAGACCCAGGACUAUGUGAAGAACCCCAUAUUGAAGGACAUAGAUGCUGAAUGUACAGGAGACUCACUUCCUGUCCAGCCUGGUGUAGAGAAAAGCCCAGGUUCAACCCCGGCAGAGCAUGGCAAGAACCACUGCAGAUACCUGUCUCUGGGGUCCAUACUGAGCUUUGACCUGCCCAAAGAUUUCAGCUUGAUCCCCAGCAUCCCCGAUGUCAUAACCAUUUUCCCUGCAGAUCCUAAAGGAACAGACCACCUCAGAAAUUACACGGACCCCCUUGACCCCAACGGCCGCUAUUCUUACACGGAGAGACACACGACAAUGACUACAUUCAAACAAACACGUUCACCGCCUGUCUGCCGAGGAGAAGCAUCCAAACCCAGCCCAACAGGGAAGUUGACCACUCCUGUUAUAUCCCAUGGCAUUCCACCUCCAGAAAGAGUUAAGCCUUCUCAGAAUCAGAGUCAGACCACAGUCAGCAGUGACCUAUCAGAUCUCCAGUUGAGUUGUCUCUCAGAUGUCAGUGGCCAACAUGAACAACUAAGUCAAGAACAGGACAAAAUGGCUGUCAUUCUGGACUUCAGUGAACCCAUGCCCAGUGAAAGCUUUAUGCCAUCUGUGCUUAGAGAGAAAGAACACCUUAACAAGGAUGUUAAUUGCGACAAAUCUACUGUAGUUUCUGUGAACCAUAUGUGUCCAAGUGUCCACACCAAAGUUCAGGACCUCAAAGAACAUCGGUACCACAAGAAUUCCAUCUCAGGCGCAAAUGUAGCCUCCAAUAUUCGCAAGAGCCCCAGGGGUUCUGCAGGUGGGAUGGAGAGUUCAGUAGGCUUGGGAGCACAUAGAUCAGAGAACAUGAGGAUCUGCACUGAAGCGGCACACCAAGUGCCGUCUAACCUCCUUAGGGGGGUGGUGGGUAAAGCAAUAUUUGUACAGACAGAUAACUGUGAUGGGGAUCCUACUGGCUUCAAGAUGAAGGUAUUACCCACUGCAGAGGACAAUGUCCAUCCAGACCAUCAGCAGUUUGAGGAGGAGGAAGAAGAGCUGCAGGACAUCUGGAAUCAGACCAACAGCUACCGGCAGAGCAUAUGCUCUGACAUCAUGUACCAGACACACCAGGAAGAGACAACAAACUCUCCAGCCAGCCAGCCCCAAGAAGCACGCACCCAGGGUCAGGCCAUGCUCUACAGAAAACUUGUGACUGCCUCAGCACCCAACCUUCUGGUAGCAGAGUUCAGGCUACCACCUUCGGUCCAGUCUCUAUUAGGCUACAACAAAGAUCCAAAAAGAGAGAGCAAGAGCCUUUCCAAGGGGGACAGGAGGUCCUGGGCUGCAUUCCCCGAGAAAGAGCCAAUGAGCAGGCAGGUAUCACUGGUAAACGAGACAGCCUCCCAUUCCAUGAAGCUGCCUGACACAGAGGACCAGGAAAAAUACAUCUACCAUUACAGAGAGGAGGAGGAGGAGGAGGAGGAGGAUAAGGAUUUGAAAGAGGGCACAGGUUGUCCGAAGGGCCAGUCCAUGAGCCUGUUCUCAGUUCACAUGGGUCUAGAGGAAGAUCGCUGUCCGGCAAUUGGCUCGGACUGUGACAGAGAUGAACACGGAAAAACAACCAGCCCAGGAAGGCGCUGUAACUCAAUGAAUGGGAGGAAGCCUGAGUUCCAGUCAAUGGAGGGGACGUUGGAGAGGAAGCACAAGCUGCAAUUAGGAGGGAAGAGGGCUCCAUGUCGUGCCUGGAGCACAUACCAUGCCAUCCUGUUCAGGCAGACACUUUGCUUCUACCAAGACCGGAAGGACACACUGAAGAGCUCCGUGGCCGGGCUGCCCCUGAAUGUCACCGGAGCUGAAUGCGUGCCAGUUCCCGAGUACAGCAAACGGGCCAACUGUUUCAGCCUACGCCUACGGGAUGGGUCUGAAUACCUUCUCAGUGCCUCCUCCCGGUUUCUGAUGAAGAAAUGGAUGCUGAAAAUCCAAGCAAAUUCAGUACUCAGUGAGGCAGACCCCCCCAGACCUCUGCACCCAGCCUCGGUGGAGGACCGCACCCUCGAAACGGGUGGCGUCGUGCCGACCUCUCCGUCGGGGUGCAGCCAGGCGGGCACAGCCAAAGGAAAAGAAAUCGUGGUCCUACCCAGAGACAGCACUCAGAUUCCAGAUGGACACCGCAGGAACCUGCAGGACCUGUCGUCAGCCUCCUCUCCACACAAAGGAUAUUACUACGGCUCCCUGAGGCCGAGGCUGCCUCAGAGCCCUCCAGAGACUGCCCCCUCAAUUCCACGCACUUCUUCCCCUAGCAGUAAACGCCGCUCUCACUCAUUUACCUCAGCCACAUACCAGAAGAUCACCCCCGUGACUAUGCCCCCAGGCAGCCGCGAUGGCGGCUCUAGCUACACAGUGACUCUGUUCAUCAGAGACCAGCUCUCGGAGGCUGAGCCCGCCAGUUCGGGUCCAGAUCUGGCCUCGGCGACAUCCUUGACGCAGGGACCGCUCACGGACUCACCCCACGGUAGGAGCUACGCGUCCCUCCCGUGGCCACGGAACAAAUCCGUCUUCAAGAAGUUCUUUGGGAAGAGGGAGUGACCGCGGCGGGACCAUCCACGUGAUCGCCAACCUUUGCAAGGGAAAAUGGCGAACGAAUCCAUGUUAAAUCACUGAUGCCGCUGAGUGUUUAAGUUCCUGUGUGCAGAGCACAUUGAGUUGCCUUGUUUGUUCUUUGAAUAUUUAUGUUUGACAAGGAAAAUGGUUGAACCCACGCAUUUGCUGUUGCUCUGUUGUUUACCAUUUUUUGUUAUUCCUGCAGUUGUCACUUGUUUGUUCCCUUUCUUGACAUACACUCAAAAUGUUCACUUUGCGUGUACAAAUUCUUAAUUCAUUUCAAACGCAUACUCAGCUAGCUACUAAGUAAUCGUGAAACUCGAUUUAAAUCCCACUGAAAGACUAAUUUAACAGAAUAACGUUCACUAAAGAAACAUCCAGUACAGCUUCAUCGACUUGCCGUUCUUUUCUCAUGUUUUUAUGACGUUUUGUUUGAUGGAUGCAUUUUCCCAAAACUGUGCGGACCAGUCGAAUUAAAUACCAGAUUUGUAUAA
Molecule: messenger RNA, 7650 nt
Organism: Brienomyrus brachyistius
Lineage: Eukaryota; Metazoa; Chordata; Actinopteri; Osteoglossiformes; Mormyridae
Product: spectrin beta chain, non-erythrocytic 5
Exons: 34
Coding region: 134-7141 (2335 amino acids)
Biological process (GO): actin cytoskeleton organization; muscle cell development
Cellular component (GO): Z disc; cortical actin cytoskeleton; cell junction
Molecular function (GO): actin filament binding; phospholipid binding
Source: RefSeq, a predicted model, not a curated record